GCGUCGCCUUGAUCUCUGAAGACCUCAUCGUUCACCGUUUCACUGAGGAUCAUAUCAUCUGGAAAGGGAUCAUGGCCUACCAGUUCAAACUGGCUGAAAAACUGGUCAUACUCAAUGACCGGGGUCAAGGAGUGCUGAUCAGGAUGAACCACAUUAAAAAGGUAUGCACAGACCCAAAGCGAAGACCAUCAUACUUUACUGACAAAAGCAUGGAAUCUGCCAUAAAAUACAUCAACAGAAAAUUUCCCAACUUUGACAUCAGGGGUGGCAGUCAACAUCUGAGUAACAUACAGAAGCAGAAGUCAGCCGUAUUGGAGGGCCUGCACAGUUAUUACGAGUCCUUCAUAGAUGUCAUGGAGUUCAGGGACCAUGUUUAUGAGUUGCUCAACACAAUAGAUGCCAGCCAGUGCUACUUUAACAUAGCUGUAAAUUUUGACUUCACCAAGAACUACCUGGAUCUUAUCGUCACCCACGCCUCAGUCAUUUAUAUGUUGUCUCGCAUCGAUGACAAGAAGGCAAUUGUCGGAAUGUAUAACUGUGCAUAUGAGUUCUCAAAUGGAAACAGCCAGAUGGCAGAGCUCCUCUACUACAUGGAAAAGCUGCGCACUCUAUUGGCUCAACACAGAUAUGUUAUACAACGCUACCAUCUUCAGUACUUGUCACAGUAUGAUGCUCUAGCGCUGAAUGACACCGUGCAGGGAAUGUACGUCUGUCCGGAGGAAGAAUCAGUUCUUAUGUCAUCAUUUGUCUCAACUCUGUCUGCAAUGAGUCUCAAGCACUUGGAUGCAGGAGAAGAGUUUGACCUGAAACCAUUCAGACUGGACUGGUUAAGACUGCAGGCUUACACCAGCAUUAGUAAAGCUCCUCUGGCACUCAAGGACUACCCUGAGCUUGCCAAGGUCAUGAACAUGGCCCAGUUUCACACUAGGAUGAUGGACAAUGUGAAUGAACUCCUCUGUGAGACGGCUGAUCUCUCUAUCCUCUGUUUCCACGCACGUGUGUUUGAGAAGCUGUUCUCUCAGAGCAGUGAGGAUGUGUCCAUGCAGCGCUACCUCACGGCUUUCCCGGUCAUCUGUUCACACUUCAGUCAGUGUCUCCAUCCUCUCUGUCCAGAAGAGACUGAAGAUAUAAAGAAUCAAAGCUUGAAGCUGUGUGUGACCUUUCUGGAGGAGAUUUCCCGUCAGACGUGUACGGUUGUGCUGGAGAUAUGUGCUGAACAGUGUAACCUACAUGAGAAGUUAUUGCCCAAACACAGUGCUGAGACCAUCAGUACAGCACGCAAUAAAAAACUGAAGAAGUCGUUACCAAAGAAAGGAGACGUGCCUAAAGAGAAACCAGGGACGGAAAGCCUCAGGAAGGACAGAGUCAUCGUCACAAAUCUGGAUAAGAUGCACCAGGCACUGACAGAACUGUGCGCUUCCUACAGUAUCUGUGCUGAUUUCACCGUGUUCAAACACAUCAUUGUACCUGCUGAAUUCCUGCUUGCACAGCUGGAGAUCAGACUCAACAAGGUUAUUGUGCAGAUGGCCAAUUAUAAACAGAGAACUCACGAAAUCGCCCGACCCUCUGACCUGCUGGCUGGGAUUCAGGCAUAUGUUACAAGUCUGCACAGCCUCAGCUGCUACAUCAACAUUGAUGUCACAAGACUGGUAAAGAGCGUCUUGUUGCAGCAGAUGCAACCGCUGGACUCAUAUGGAGCACAGACCAUCACAACACUCUAUACAAAUUGGUUUCUGGAGGGUCUCUUGCGUCAGGCCAGCCGUGCUCUCAUAGUCCACUGUCCUACCACACAGUGUUUUGUUAACCAGAAUACUGAGAAUGAGCAGAGCUUUCAUGCUGAGGAAUACUCUGACAUUUGUGGUUUGCGAUCGUUGGCUGAACUGAUUGGCCCUUUUGGACUGAAGUUUUUAAAUGAGAACCUCAUGUGGCACAUCAUAUCCCAAGUUGGAGAACUGAAGAAACUAGUAAGUGACAACAUGGAUGCCCUGGUGCAAAUGAGAGCUAACUAUGAGAAUCCUGAAGCAAUGAGUGACCUUCAAAAGAAACUGACAGGCAGUGAGAAUGUUUUGAAGAGAAUGACCAUUGUUGGUGUGAUUCUGUCAUUUAGCUCCAUGAUCCAAGAUGCUCUCGAGGAGAUCAUGGACAGACACUGCCCGUUUCUAAUGAGACCCAUCAAAUGUCUAAAGGACUUCAUCUACCCUGACGGUGACAUCAAGGUGACACUCGGUGUGUAUGAAAUGGCUUCGGCAGCUGGUUUGCCAUGUGAGAUCGACCCUGCGCUGGUUUCAGCCAUAGCAAACAUGCAGACAGACAACUCAUCCAUUGAGGAGGAGUUCAAAAUCACCUGCCUGCUGCUUGUUUUUAUAGCCGUGUCUUUACCCACCCUGUGCCUGGAUCCAAACUCAUUCUACAGCCGAGAACAUGGAGGUCACCAAAACAACAUUCAUUGCUUGGCAACUGCAGUUAACCAUCUUGCUGCAGCUAUGUUCACUGUCCAGAGAAAAAAUAUCCAGACUCAGCUUCAAGAAUUCCUGAAGGUGGCAUCAUCUAUCUUACUGCAGUUAGGUCAGAAUGUGGAGCGAGUGGAAAUAAAGAACAGAGAUUCAGUUUAUCUCCUUCUACACAUGAUAGUGGAGCAGUCACCGUUCUUGAGUCAAGACAUGCUGGAAAUGUGUUUUCCAUAUGUACUCCUAAGAAACGCUUACAGAGAGGUGCACAAGACCUUCAUCCACACUAUGGGCUAAACUUAUGAGGAUGUGAAAUCAUGAUUUUGUUUUUAUUUAUCAUAGUUAAAGAAUUUAAAAUGAUAUUCAGCUGGUUUAAUUUUUAUUGUGGAUACCUGUCUUUAAAUAGAUUCCAGUGGACUCUGGUGAAACUGGGGGGAAAAUAACAAUAUAUAGAAAGGUGUUAGGAGAAUUCAACUGAAUAUAUUAAUCAUUUAACAUUUAACCUAGUUUUCAUGACGAUUAAUAACUGUAUUUCCAAGUAGAUCAUUCUCACAAGCUGAUGCAUUAUACAAAUUCAAUGAUAACCAUAAUUUGUACAUUUUGUUUUAUCUAUUUUAUUGCCUCAGAAUAUAAGCAGAAAACCCUCUAUAAUGCUAAAAUAAUUUCUAGACAAUGACUGUGUUGUACAAUGAGUGUGACUGAGCUGUACAUUGCACAUUUGUAUUUGUUUAAAUGCAUUUAAAUUAAAGCUU
Sinocyclocheilus rhinocerous is the source of this 3199-nucleotide messenger RNA. RefSeq names its product nck-associated protein 1-like. Gene Ontology annotation, biological process: cortical actin cytoskeleton organization; neuron projection morphogenesis; cell migration. The record is from RefSeq and is a predicted model, not a curated record. Gene Ontology annotation, cellular component: SCAR complex. Bases 72 to 2744 code for a protein of 890 amino acids. NCBI's taxonomy places the organism in Eukaryota, Metazoa, Chordata, Actinopteri, Cypriniformes, Cyprinidae. The transcript is spliced from 24 exons.